Molecule: messenger RNA, 2372 nt
Organism: Hymenoscyphus albidus
Lineage: Eukaryota; Fungi; Ascomycota; Leotiomycetes; Helotiales; Helotiaceae
Source: the annotation of a GenBank genome assembly
GGGAAAUUUCAAUGAAUGCUUGACUUCGGCGCUUGCCUGGUUGACGACGGAACAACACACCAGGUCAACAAUACAAAUCAACAAUCCAAUUAUAUGGCCGAAUAUAUGCCAUUCGGAAUCUACGUCUCACUCGGGUCUUUGCCAUAUAAGGCGCAUCGAAUCUUGGGGGCAGAGUUGACGGAGUACAGCAACAUAUGAGGCGAGCGGGAGGGGACUGGAACUGGGAAGCUUUGGCUUUUUGCGUUGGCAAAAGCGGCAUAGCGAGUAGCUCGGGCCAGUGCCAGUAUCAGUUAUCAAUAGGGGCAAGUAUAUUUUUAUCGCAUGCAUGAGCUUAAGCAUGAGCAUGAAUCUUGGGUUUAACGGCUUCAAAAGGAAAAAAGGAGAAAUUCAGACGACAAGUUCGGCCAAGGAGUGUACUCUAUGACUAGUCUGAACUGUAUGACUGAUCUACCAAGUACGUAGGUUGAGGCAGCCAAUAGCUUCAAUGACGUGCAUCGUCACUUCCCUUCAUCCCUCCUCCGUUUGGCCUCAGCCAUCCACAUAAAUGAAUUAACCACAACAGCUCUGCAUGAAAAAUAAAACAUAAUUUCAAACCACAAAAUGUCCAUCUCUCCCUCUAAACCCACCCUACGAAGAACACGCUUCGUCUGUGUCUCAGACACCCACAAUGCAGCACCGGGAGGCCCCUUCAAGCUCCCCAAAGGCGAUGUAUUAAUCCACGCAGGCGACCUCACAAACCAAGGCUCCUUUUCAGAACUCCAAAAAACAAUAAAAUGGAUAGAAGAAGCCGAUUUCGAGUGCAAAAUCGUAAUCGCCGGUAAGACUCACAAUAAACCUCAACAUCCCGCCCACCAUCCAUCACAAUCACAAGAUUCUGGUCUGAUGACAAUCAACAACCAGGAAACCACGACACCACCCUCGACACAGACUUCUACACCCAAUACGGAUCCUACAUCCACAACCACAACCCCCAAGAUCCUCUGACUUGUCAAUCCCUCCUCGGCACCUCCCCCUCCAUCACCUAUCUCCAGCACACCGCCGCGGUCGUGAGGCUUACCUCCCCCACCGGCCCACGAACAACGUUCAAAAUCUUCGGCUCCCCUUUCUCCCCCGCGAAAGGGAUGUGGGCCUUUGGCUACCAGCCGGAUGAUGCACUGCCGCUUUGGGAGAGGAUACCGCUCGAUGCGGAUAUCGUGGUGACGCACACCCCGCCGAAGUAUCACUGUGAUGAGCGGGGUGAUAGGCGAGCGGUGGGGUGUGAGAAGCUUAGAGAGACGCUUUGGAGGGUUAGGCCGAGGAUGGUUGUUUGUGGACAUGUUCAUGAGGGGAGGGGGGCGGAGAGGGUGUUGUGGGAUUUGGAGAUGUCGAAUGUGAAAUUUAAAGAGAAGAGUGUGGAGAGAUGGAUUGAUCCGGGGCUGGGGAACAAGAAAAUCUCACUCCUCGACUUAACUUCUAAAUUGGGGAAUCCUUUACAGAAUGAUGGCUCAGUCAGCGAUUUCAACGCAGAGAACGAUACUCUCGACCUCCGAAUCUCUCGAGAUCCCGCAACCAUCCCCCUCCAUUCCCCCUCUUCAUCUCCUCCCAAAUCCCGCAAAUCCUCUAAAUCCAGGAAAUCCUCCAAAUCCCCACAACGCAAAACAAGCGUUAUCGAACGCGGCCUCUCCCGAGUAACCACCAACCUCCUAGCCAUCCCUCCUGAAGCAUUACCCUUAGCAACACUAGGUCAAGGCGGGAUCCCGCCUUCAAAACGGUGUGAUCUGGAGGCGUUGUCGGGACGCAUGGGGAGGAAGGAAACUUGUAUUGUGAAUGCGGCUGUGAUGGCGAGUUCGUGGCCUCAUGGUAAAGGAGGGGGGAAGAGGUUUAAUAAACCGGUUGUUGUGGAUGUUGAGUUGCCUGUUGGGGAGGGAUGAUGAUGCGUGAUGAGGUGGAGGUGUGUAAGGGUUGAGAAGGAAAUGGGGGUUGAUGGGUUAAGGGAGUUAAGUUGAGAGAACUUCAUGUCCCUUAUUAGAUACUAUCCUUAGCUUGGUCUUUCCCCUCUGCUCCCCUCAUCGCUAACCUCGAGUCUUAAUAAUACAUCAACCAUCACACAUCACAGGUACCAAAUGGGCAAAAUCGCCAAGCCACGAAACAAUUCACAGAGAAAGAAUCAAAAAAGUACCCAAAUCAUACCAACCAUAUAGUACCUCAAGUCUUAUCAAGUUCCAAAAUCUCGGCUAAUCUAUCAUUUCCAUCUCUACCACCACUACCACUACUUAUUUAGAACGCUAUAGGUGAGUCCUUCCUUUCAAGUUAUCUGAUAUAGUAUCAGAGAUAUAGGAAAGUCAGAGGGGAAAUAAGCAUCUUUAUGAAAUAAAUUGAUCUAGGUAAUGUAC